This is a messenger RNA of Thelazia callipaeda (thelaziosis nematode), 2115 nucleotides long. The record is from the annotation of a GenBank genome assembly. Lineage: Eukaryota; Metazoa; Nematoda; Chromadorea; Rhabditida; Thelaziidae.
AUGACACGACGCGGUCGUUCAAAGAUGCGUCCAAAUAUUGUGACUGCUACGACAAACAAAGAAAAGUCACCAUCAAGACUAAUUCCUGUGAACCGUAUAUCAUCACUGUCUUCAGCAAAGACGGAAACAUCAAAUCAAAUUAUAGCACCGUUAUUAAAUGUUAAUUUGGCUUCGAUGAGGUCGGGGCAUCAUUAUACGGAGGUGUGUUCAAAUAUCGUUUCUGAAAUGAGAAGCAAUGAAAAAUCACCACCGGAACUGGUUUUCAAUAACGGUACAAUCCCAGCUGAUGUGGUAUCACCAGAAACAGUGUCAUCGGAUCACAGUAUUCUUCCAUCAUCGCAUUACAAUUCUUUUGUACCGUCAUCCGAUAAGAGUUUUGCUUUAUCAUUUGAUCUCAGUAUUACAUCAUUACCGAAUCAGGAUGCUGCUAAAUCAUCAGAUCAUAAUACUGCUUCACCUGGUCGUAAUGUUAUGUCAUUAGAGCACAAAACUAAAUUGAUCCGAGCGAGACGCUGUCGUUUGCAGAUACGUCCAAAUAUUGCUGUUGGAGCAAGAACUAGAGAAAAAUCAUUGCGUAAAUUGGUUCCUCAUAGCGUUAUAACGCCAGAAAAUGUAACUUCCUCACAUGGUGAAGUCACGUCACCUAUAUCAACUUCUGUAGAGGAGGUAUCAUCAGAUCAGAGUGCAGCACCAUCACUGCAUUACAACAUCGCUCUGUCAUCCAGUCAUAAAGUUAUACAGUCAUCGAGCCACAGUAAUACAGUACUAUCAGAUCAUAAAAUUACGAGAACAGGGUUACGAUAUCGUCGUUCCAAGAUACGUCCAAAUAUUGCUUUUGGAGCGAAAAAUGAGGAGAAAUCACCACCACAAAUGGCCCUAGAAUGCGAUGCAGCAUCAGGAAAUAUAAUUUCAAAUGUAUCAUCUGCAGAAACAAUGUCAUGGCUCCACAAUAUCGUUCCAUCAUCACAUAUCAGUUCUAUUCCGUCAACAGAUCAUAGCACUGCCUUAUCAUUGGAUCUCAGUGCUGCACCAAUAUUGAGCCAGAGUAUUGCCCAGUCAUCAGAUCACAAUACUGCUUCAUUAUCUGAUCGUAAUGUUACAUCAUUAAAUCACAGAACUACAUCGAUUCAAAUGGGGCGUUGUCGUUUAAAGGCGCAUCCGAAUAUUACUUUUGGAGCAAGAAGCGAAGAAAAGUCACCGCCAAAGUUGAUUCUUGACAAUGAUGUAACGUUAGAUGAUGUGAUAUCUUCAGCUAUAUCACUUUCAAGUGAUGAUGUCGCAGUUGAGACCGUGUCAUCAGAUCACAGUUUUACUCCAUCAUUGGAUACUCCAAAAUCGUUGGAUUGCACUGCUGAGUCCGCAGAUUACAAUAUUGGUACAUCAUUGGAUCAUUAUACUCUUUCGUCAAAUUGUGAAAUUGCUUCUACUCGAAUGCGACAUCGCCGCUUGAAGAUACGUCCAAAUAUUGCUUUUGGAGCGAAGAAUAAGGAAGAAUCUUCACCAAAAGUGGCUUUUGGCAACAGUGGAAGUGUAGCUUCAUCUACAUCAUCUUCAGUGGGAAUGAGGACACUUAAACAGAAUACCUCGCCGUCAUCAUCGAACCUCAAAACUACAUCAAUCCGAGAGCGAUUUUGCCGUCCAAAGGUACGUUCAAAUAUUGCUUUUGGAGCAAGAAAUAGCGUUGAAUCUCCGCCAAAACCCAUACAUAGCAGAAAUAGAAGGCCGAAUGUACCAUGUCCUGUAGAGCCAAUUUCAUCUGAUCGUAGUGCUGGUCCUCUUGUUGAUAUUGCACAGCAAACUUUGCCUUCUGGGAUGUCAUUUGAUGAGACUAUUAAUGCUCUUUCAGAAGAAGUUGAAUCAAGCACACAAUCAAAUUUUGAUGCAUCUUGUGAUAUUAGAGAAGUCAAGUUAUCGCGUAGGAUUCCUCAACUUUCUCCAAAAUGUCGAAGAAGCAUUCCGUCUAUGCCGUGUCAACAACAUUCAGUGUUAAAGUCGCACGAACAUUCACUCUUGAAAAUUCCACAUUGUGUAUCCUUAAAAUUGUCUCAGCAAUCAUUAUCAUGGUCGUCCAUGCUAGCAGAAGCGGUUAUUAGAGGAGACAACAAAGCAUGUUAA